This is a messenger RNA of Micromonas commoda, 264 nucleotides long. RefSeq lists its product with no specific name. Gene Ontology annotation, molecular function: structural constituent of ribosome. The record is from RefSeq and is a predicted model, not a curated record. NCBI's taxonomy places the organism in Eukaryota, Viridiplantae, Chlorophyta, Mamiellophyceae, Mamiellales, Mamiellaceae. The transcript has 2 exons. Gene Ontology annotation, cellular component: cytosolic small ribosomal subunit. The annotation marks the transcript as partial.
CGUCAACAGAAGUGGUCCAAGGGCAAGGCCAAGGAGAAGGCCAACAACCAGGUCCUCUUCGAGCAGUCCACCUACGACAAGCUCCUCGCCGAGGUGCCCAAGUACAAGAUGAUCUCCAUCUCCAUCCUCACCGACCGCCUCCGCAUCACGUGCUCCCUCGCGCGCAAGGCCAUCGCCAUCCUCAUCGCGAAGGGCCUCAUCAAGCCGGUGACCCUGCACUCCAAGCAGCAGAUCUACACCCGCGCCACCAACGACACUGAGUAA